Molecule: messenger RNA, 1294 nt
Organism: Pocillopora damicornis (cauliflower coral)
Lineage: Eukaryota; Metazoa; Cnidaria; Anthozoa; Scleractinia; Pocilloporidae
Biological process (GO): regulation of lipid biosynthetic process
Cellular component (GO): cytosol
Source: RefSeq, a predicted model, not a curated record
AUGUAGGUAAGAUAUACUGGAAGCAAUCGGUGUCUCUUACGAAGCGAGUUUUAUUUUACUCUAAUGCAAGCUCCAGCUGUCCUGGAAAAUACUGUCAUGGAUAUGGAAGCGUCAACGGAAAAAAACCGACCCGACCACAACACUGAGAGCAGGCUAUGUUUCGUAACUGUCCUUGAACGCUUCGUGAAAUCAGCAACAGUUUUGGAAGAAACAGUUUUGUUUCCAAGCGUCUUGAUGGAUUUAUCUGUGAACGCAUUUGAAGCAAAAAUAAAUCCGAAUGAAAUAUAUUUAUAUAAAGAAAUGGACUUGAGGACGUUUUGCCGUAUGGUGAAAUCGUUGAGAAUUCAACUUUUGCAAGGUUGUAGCUUCAUUGAAGAAGGAUUGGAGGAAAAUAAGCAAAUAAGAAACAAAGUGGAAGAACUGUGCUUGCAAUUGAAAUCCUUAACUCAACAUGCUAAGUAUCUCAGGUAUGCUUCAAAGGAAAUAGCUUUCUCAAAAAAACCAGUUUCUUUCCAGGAAUACAAUGUGCAAACGUGUGAACGUAUGCUGCUUUGCGAGGAUCACUCCACUUGUAACUUGCGUGACACUCUACAAAUGUUUCUAGACGCGGUUGAAGAAAUGGAGAAGGAAACAUUGUUUCCGUGCCUUUUGAAAUCCUUCAGAACACUUGAUUACGGUUGUAGCAUGAACUCUGAACAGAAUUUAAACGAUUUGUUUGUAAGGUUACUUCAGGUAAGAAGCGUGUUGCUGGCGGCUUCUUAUUGUGAGAAUUUUGAUGAAUCCGCUUUCUGUCAAAUUGUGACCAAGCUGAAAAACGUUUUUAACUUCUAUGCCAUUAUGGUGGAGGAAAUUAUUGUCAUGUAUCGGCGGAAAGUCCACGAAGAUUAUUGAAAAGGGUAAUAAGGGACGCAACAUUGCUUUCUUUAGAUGUGCGCUGCUCCUCCAUAAUAUCAUAUUUUAGACAAAACUACCUUUUACAUAAUCAUAUAUGUAAUUAAUGGAGAAAAUGGAGAAGUAAAUAAAUGAUAAAUAACAGAAGGGUAUAUAUUAUGUAAAGAAAGGAAAACAGUCAUACCAGAAAAAGAUAAGUUCAUGAGCCUACCUCCGAGGGACACUCACUUAAUUGUUUUUCGGGGUCUUGCUCAUCGAACAAGUGCACAAGUUUAGUGACUAGAAGGCUUUGGUGUCCUUGUGGAUUGGAAGCUUUUAACAACUUGUAAACUUGACGAUGCACACUCAAAAUGUGUGUUAGUGACAAUGUGUAGUUUUGUAAAUUUUGACUCAUUAUCUUUUA